This is a messenger RNA of Varroa destructor (honeybee mite), 2884 nucleotides long. RefSeq lists its product as uncharacterized. NCBI's taxonomy places the organism in Eukaryota, Metazoa, Arthropoda, Arachnida, Mesostigmata, Varroidae. The record is from RefSeq and is a predicted model, not a curated record.
UAUUCUAUACAAUAUCAUAAACACAUACAAAAUAUUCAUUAUAGCAUUGUUUUCAGCGUUGUUUCCGAAGUAAAAUGUUGUCACAGGCACAGCUUUCGUAGUAGCUCCCAUGUACAGGCUUGAUUUAUAGUAUUCCCAAAAUAGGCGUCUCGUUAGUGUGGUAAUAGGUCGCCUGCGAUGGGAUGGGCGAUCCUAGUGCUAUGUGUCGCUGUUGCCUUGGUCAUUCUGUUUCUUGGGCUAGUUUUUUUGUACUUGCUAGCAGAAGGACCGACUCCCGAACAGGCGGAGGCAGCUACGCGUCAAACGCCAAUAUUAUCAGAACCGCAUGUGGUUCGGCCCCCAAGAAAACGACGACAACUUACUCCGGAGGAAGAACUCCAUAAACUUGAGCAACUCUAUGAACUGAAAAAGGACAUUAUAGAACGAAAAGGUGCUUUUGAAUCUUCCCUAUCGGCUUCUCUCGAAGUUCUCGAGACCAGGGAUCACCCAUCCCCAAAGUACCGACGUAAGAUCACAAGGCGUGAGUUUCCUUCUGAGACUCCAUCUGUUACUCCGAGUGUAAAAGAGAAGCCAGAAGGACGAGAGGUAGUGCCGCCAGAAACUAAAAAGAAGGAUUCUGAUGUAAAAACAGAAAAGCCGGUAAAAAAAUCCGAGAAAAAAAUUAAAUCCGUAUCCCCAACAACUAAGAGGGGAAAGAAAGAAUCGGUCAUCAAAAAAUCGAAGCGAAGUAGAAAGCAUACCAGAUGGCCAAAAUCUGUAGUUGUUGUCAAGGAAGCUCGGCGGGAUACUCAAAAGAGGGUUUCAGUGAAACCAGAAAAGCCUCCUAUUAAAGAGCAGGAACAGCCCGCUAGCAAAAAACCUCCGAGCGAAGAGCGCCCUAUUAAGGAAGCGCCAACCCAGGAACGCCCAAGUAAAGAGAGUAGACCUAGUGAGGAGAGACUUAGCUCGGAGUCAUCAAGCGAGGAGCUCCCUAGCUCGGACCUAUCAAGCAAGGAAUUUUCAAGCUCGGAUAUACCGAGCAUGGAACUACCCGCUAAAACAGAACCGGCACAAAAAUUAUCAGCCCAAGAACGGUUAAGUGAAGAACUGUCAAGCAAAGAAUCACCUACACCGUCUACACCAGAACUGCCUACCACAGAAACGCUUAAAAUACCAGAGGUUAAAAAAGAACAACCCAGCCGCUAUGUAGUAGGUCAAGUAUCAGCUUAUACCUCGGUUUCAGAUCAGACGUUGCUUGGGGACACUUCGACGAUUACACCGUCGCAACCUCCACCUCCAAAAGACGAAGACGUGAAGCCACAGGAGGAUGUUGAUACUCGAACAUUGCAUAGAAUUCCGGAACAACUGACUAAGCCAAUACCGGUUCAGCUCCUCAAGACACAGGCCAUACCUGGAGGGGAACCAGUUUCUAAAAAAGGCAAACCGAAAUCACCUAAGAAAGCUAAGGGAAAGGCAAAAUCGGCGAAAAAGAAAAAAGGCAAAGAUGGAAGAAAGAAACAAAGGGCAAAGUCGCCGAAGGAGAAAAAAGGUCAGAAAGCAAAAUCACCUAAAAAAGGUAAGAAUGCAAAAACACAAUCACCAAAGGCUAAAUCGCCAAAGAAAGGCGAACCUUCAAAGCAAAAGUCACCAAAAAAAAGACCAGCCAAAAUGUCAAAAUCACCGAAGUCGCCUAAAAAAGGAAAAGCGCCCCCGAAAGGAAAGUCGACAAAGCAGCAAUCGCCGCGCCCAAAUCAAGGAUCCCCAAAAGGCAAAAAAGGCAAGAAAAAACGCAAACCAAAGAAGUGAAGUUAUAAAAAGAAGUUGAUUCGGGAAAGCGUAGAAAGAUCCGAAAAUAGCGUUGGAGAAUGCCUACAAUGACAGCUACUACCAAAGAUGGCCGCGCACGAAGAUGAAUCAAGGCGAGCGAGGUCGCUUACCAGUAGCUAUCAUCACCGAGUGAUAAUCUUCAUUACUACUGCUACCACAACAAUACAGCGAUCAUCUUCAGUUGUUCGUCAAUAUAUGACAAAGUUAUAUGAUAAAUUGCUGUUGAUGAUCUUCAUCCUAAGGGAAAUCCAUGGAACCUUGGAGCUGGAUACAUUGUCGGCACUGGGUAUAUCAGCCGCUCGGUAUUCAUUCGCGCCUGAUCACUCGAGUAGUAACGUUCGAUGUUUAGCCAUUGCCAAGCCGGCAUAAAGGUCAAAUCGCAGCCCGACUGAUGGAUCAUCAAGCUAAGAAGGACCAGUCGAUAUCGAACGAAAUUCGCUAAAGUCACUGUCGAGAGGCGCACGGGUAUUGGCGAUGGGACUGGAAAACAGAUAACAGCGUUGUAACAAGCUCGCACUGGAUUUAUCUGGCAAAACCCAAGCGUAAGAGGGGACAAGAACUAAAAAUGCUGCUGACCACGACGCUGAAGUCAGAUUUCUACGGACGACCUUCCGUUAAUUAACCGGUCACCCCUGUACCCCUUCAGCCGUAGCUGUUAUGCAGUACAUCAAAGCAAGUGGUAAAGGGUAGUGACAUUGUUACUUAUUUAGAUUCAGUCGCUUAUGCACGUUUUACAGUCUACCGGCUUAAGUGUUCGUAGCAUUUUUCCGUCUGUUCAGCUAAUUCGUCGUUUUUAACAAAUACAAGCACCAUAUAGGUAACACCGAACGAAGCGAGAAGUUCAACUUUGUCUACAUACGUUUUUUCUAUCGAAAGUAGAGUCGACUACGGGUAAGCUUGGGGUUGAACCAAGUCGCUUAAUGUCAGUUUUUAUACACAACCGAGAAAGUUAAUUUCACAAACAGAUAAACGUCACUAGGUGAACCUAGGCUAGAGGAGUGCUUGUCGCGGUAACAUUACAAGCGCAGCCAUUUGUUCUACGGGCGAUCAUAAUUUGACUGAAGCUUUCUAUAACGGU